Messenger RNA from Engraulis encrasicolus (European anchovy), 1025 nucleotides. RefSeq names its product cilia and flagella associated protein 119 (gene cfap119). The record is from RefSeq and is a predicted model, not a curated record. The transcript has 9 exons. Bases 128 to 958 code for a protein of 276 amino acids. NCBI's taxonomy places the organism in Eukaryota, Metazoa, Chordata, Actinopteri, Clupeiformes, Engraulidae.
GUUUCUAUGACAACAUACUGGAAAAAGUUAAACAAACCUAGAUACUUCUCAUCAUGGCGUUGUCAAGUUUCUAAUGUUUGGACCUGAACUUCUUAUGAUAACAAAUUGAUUCACUCUUUGCCAGAGAAUGGAUUUGAGCAAGGGAUUAAUGGUGUCUGGUCCACUGAAGGCUCAAAUCUUAAUGUGGGCGGACGCAACUUACAAGGAUAUGGAAGAAAUCAACAAGGCCACUUCCACAGAGGACCUAGAAAAGGUUCUGAGUUCAGUGCUGGGAAUCACCACUCCAGAUGACCCCAAACAACGUGUACUGCUGGAGAUGUAUGUGAAUGCAGUGCUGUUCUCCAGAUCGAAGAAGUUCAACAGAGAACAGACGUCUACUAUGCUGUCUAUAUUUAAACGAGUGCAUAAAGCCAAUACAGACACUCCCCUCAAUAAUGCAGACGAGUGUUUCAACUAUUGCAGUGAACUUCUACUCUGCCAUUCUGUGCGGAGACCACCUUUCAGCAUUGGCCUUUACAGUCUGAGUCAGAUGACGGAUAUACUGACGUACUUUACAAACACUUACAUGAGACACUAUGCACUGUACAAGUACAUCUUUACCCCACAGAUGUUUUUAGACCUUUCAUUCACCUACACUGGAACACAAGGGAACCUCGACCCUGAAGAAACAGAAACUCCAGAGAGUCUGGAAGAGUCCGAGCAUGUCACAGAUGGUGAUGACAAGGAAGAGGAGUUCAGUGACACAGCCAGCCAGCAGAAGGACCUCAGCACAGAAUCUCCAGAGGAGGCAGCAGUCUCGGCAAAGAAGGCGGGUCUCCAGAUCCUGGUGCAGCAGGAAGUGAGGCGGGAGGUGCAGCGUGUGAGCGGCCAAUUGGAGAAGCGCCUGCAGGAGAGCACCAAUCAGCUCAACUCCAUGCUCAGCACGCUGGAGACCAACCAAACCCCCAAGAAGAAGUGACCUGCCUGCACUUGUGAUCAGGAUAAUGCUUGUAAUUCAAACCCCAAAAUAGAGAUUUAUUUCCAUA